UGCGGGAGUACAAGUUCCGUGAGAUAGAGACACGGUGAACACGAGUGGAAAAAGGAGCCACAUAGGUACCUGCCGCGGUGUGACUGAGUCAAAGAGAUGGUGGAAGGCGGGAAGAGAGAAAGAGAGAAAGAGCGACCGGCCUCUGAGAUUGCUCGAGGCAGCAUAGUCGAGCGUGGUCCAGUGUUCAUAAAACGAGCUCGUCUUGAAAGUCACAAAAGUUUUCCGAGGAUUUUAUGUUGACGCGGCGAUUUUUUCCGAAACGACGAAGCCUCGAAAGCGAAAACGUUUUAAAACGACAGCCAGGAGAGGAGAUAUACAGUGCAAAGUUUGACUACGGCCUUGUCCAUGUGAUCUGCUAGGAAUUAGUUCCUCUCGUGCUCUUGACGAGCAACUUGCUGAUCCGGUCGUGCGCAAAGGGACAAGCACGAGAACAAUGGGAACCAGAGCUGUUGCCGUUGCGGCGGCGGCAGGUGCUGCUGGGAUGUCUGGUGAGGCGGGAUUGGCUGGUGUACCAAGACUGCUGGAGGAUCUGGCGCGACUCUCUGAGGAUAAAGACUCGGCUGAUAUCGUGUUCCUGCUAGGAAGGGACGAGACCCCUGUCUAUGCUCACAGAAUAAUACUUCAAGCCAGGUGUAAGAACUUCACAGCCGCUAAAAGGAUCGGCACAGCCGGUAAUCCGACACCGGUACGAAUGCCACAUGCGCAUCCAGAAACGUUCCGCCAGUUUAUUCGGUACAUUUACACCGGUAUGAUAAUAUUACAAGAUAGUAGGAUUUUCGAAAUGCUGGGUCUAGCGCAAGAACUUGGUAUAGAAGAACUUUGGAGAAGUUGCGAGGAACAUGUGUCUGUUACCUUAAGCCCCGGAAACGCGUGUGCACUUUUAACCGCUGCUUUGGAGGCUCAAGAACGAGUUCCAGGUGGGAAAGCUGCUUGCUCAUCUUUUAUCGAGAAAUGCUUCGCUUUUAUCGGUGAAAAUGCCAUGGACACAGUGAAGACAACAGCAUUUUGCAAUCUUCCAAAAGAUGCUUUAGUAAAAUUGAUAUCGUCUGAUUAUCUCGGUUUGGAGGAAGAGGAUGUGUGGCGGGCGGUCUUGAAUUGGGCCAAAUAUCAAGCAGGAGUUACGCAGCCCACACAACACUGGACCGAGGAAGAGCGCAUGAGAGUAUGCCAGCACUUAUCCGGCGUAAUUAAUCACGUACGCUUGCUGUUGAUCGACAGCCAGGUGUUUGCGGAGGAGGUAGAGCCGACCGGUGCGGUGCCGAUAGAGAUGUCGUUGGAGAGGUACGAAUUUUUCAAUCCCGAUCGAUCGAGCGGCUCGAAAUUUCUAAGGUAUAGGUAUGCAGCUCUGCCGAACAAGUAUUCAGAGGUCUGCUCCGACAAACGACUGCAGCCGCGUGUUAGCCCGUUCCUCUUCCCGGGCUCGCAGAUUCUUUCCAGGGACAAGGUCGGUUUCCAGCGGGUCCUAAAUCAGUGGUACGGCGUAUCGAAACAGGGUUGGCGAUUGGUUUAUCGAGCGUCCACUCAUGGCUACUCAGCGGCGUCUUUUCAUCGGCAUUGUGAUAACGUUUGCCCGACAUACGUAAUAGUGUUGGGAGUGCGUGGCGAGAUAUGCGGAGGAUUCAGCGACGUUCCGUGGGGCAAAACUAACUCCAAGGCACAGUAUAUCGCUUCGGAGAAGAGCUUUCUUUUCACAUUGACAAAUAAUCAAGAUGUACCACCGACAAAAUUCGACAUCGUGAAAAAAUCAUUCGCGAUCUGCUAUCAUCCGGACAUAGGGCCGAUCUUUGGUGCCGGAGCUGAUCUACUUAUAUCGAGCAACUGUAAUGUCAACAAGGAGAGCUACAGCAAUCUCCCGCACAGUUACGACGGGGACCAUGCGUCUAAUCAGUUGCUCAUGGGAGACUAUCAUUUCUCAGUAAUUGACUAUGAAGUUUUUACCCCCAGUCAUCCUGCUCCCAAAUCCAAUCACUAAUUUAAUUACGGUGAUUCUAUCUGCCAUAUACAUUGCUUUUCUGUACCUAAUAAAUAUGUAGUGAUUUAUUCUCCGUCCAUGGAAAUUAUUUCAUAGUAACGUUAUUUGUAACGUCAUUACCAUUAUAAUUUUUUUUUUUUUUGGUAACGAUAAAAUGUAUAAUAACGAUGAAAGUAACGGCUGAAUUCGUUACCGUUCUGUAAAAAAUAUAACGACGUCACCGUUAACAGAAAAAUGUACCGAAAAAAAUAAUGAAAGCAAUAACGGCGUUACAAGCAACUCAUUACUUCCCAGCCUUAUAAGAAAAUAGCGGAAAAUAAAUCAUUACUAUCAAGUAAUGGUAGCGAUAACGAAUUACUUUUUGUAAAAAAUGUCUAACUUUGUUUCAUGUUACGCACCGAAAAGUAACGAUUAUUCACCUAUCAUGCAAAUCAUACUUUUAUAUUUAUACAUAUUUCAAAGCACCGACAUAAGCAAAGACUGAUUAUUUUUUAUUCCUUUCUAUUUUUAUAAUUAUAUUUUAUUUGUAUCAAAUAUGUACUUAUACUUUUUGUAACAAUUCUCGAAUAAAUGUCAAGUCUAUCUUUUCGAUA
This is a messenger RNA of Solenopsis invicta (red fire ant), 2565 nucleotides long. Its product is annotated as BTB/POZ domain-containing protein 9. The record is from RefSeq and is a predicted model, not a curated record. The transcript has 10 exons. NCBI's taxonomy places the organism in Eukaryota, Metazoa, Arthropoda, Insecta, Hymenoptera, Formicidae. Gene Ontology annotation, molecular function: protein binding. Bases 434 to 1972 code for a protein of 512 amino acids.